AUGCCGUCGGUGCAUCGCAAGAGGAGGGGUCGUGGGUACCGCUCGUUUUUAGGACCCGCCACAGCAACUCCAGCGAUGCAUGAAACCGAUAGAAAAUGGCUCGCACAGCGGGACAUGGAUUAUGGCCCCGCCUUUGCGCCCUACACCACCAAGCUCCUCAAACGAGCCGAAGGCUGGGAAGGGCGCCCAGCGCUGUGGGAUAUCAGCCCCGGGUGCCUCCUCUGCCCCCCCCCCCACUACAAGAACCCCGAGGACAUAAACCUGCUACAUCCUCAUCCUAAUAGCGUGGACCACCCCAUUGUCGUCCUCAGCGUCGACGUGUCGGGGCCGGAGGAUGCAAUCGUCACUUUUAUAGGUAUCCAGUCGUUCAAAUCGGUCGGGGCGAAGACGUCGCUGCUUAACUUCUGGAAAAAGUACUUGCCGCUCUCGCGGUCCCGCGCGAGAGCUGGAGAGACGAUCCCGAGGUGCGAGAGAGCUGGAAGGACGCUCUGUUGUUCCGCGAGAACUACACGGCUAGGAAAACAAACGGGAUGCAGUACGUCGAUAUACAGAGUAUUAAGUAGUACGGCGCGGUGGGGGGACCUUCGGUGCUACCAAGGAGAGCGGCGCAUUAUUGGGAUUCCGCAUCGACUGUGCGAGAAGUCGAUGGCGCAGUUGCGGGCGGCGCGGACGUGGUGGGAGGGGCAUUGGAAUACGGGUCGGGGAUUGGUGAGGUGGGAGGACGAGUGGGUGCCGUCAGGAAAGAUGCGGGAUGUGUUUAGACAGAGGUAUAUUGAGGCACUGGGGGAGGAAGACAACGAACUCGGGUCGGUGGUGGCAGGGAAGGUACGCGUCGGGGGAAAGUGGUAA
Molecule: messenger RNA, 849 nt
Organism: Pseudogymnoascus destructans
Lineage: Eukaryota; Fungi; Ascomycota; Leotiomycetes; Thelebolales; Thelebolaceae
Exons: 1
Coding region: 1-849 (282 amino acids)
Source: RefSeq, a predicted model, not a curated record